This is a messenger RNA of Cornus florida, 730 nucleotides long. RefSeq names its product large ribosomal subunit protein eL33w. Gene Ontology annotation, biological process: cytoplasmic translation; ribosomal large subunit biogenesis. Gene Ontology annotation, cellular component: ribosome; cytosolic large ribosomal subunit. The record is from RefSeq and is a predicted model, not a curated record. Lineage: Eukaryota; Viridiplantae; Streptophyta; Magnoliopsida; Cornales; Cornaceae. The coding region runs from base 97 to 435 and encodes 112 amino acids. Gene Ontology annotation, molecular function: structural constituent of ribosome. The transcript has 5 exons.
UUCCCCUGUAGCAAUCCAAUCUUCCAUAUUAGGGUUAGGGCUUCUUAUUUGUACGCAUCUCUUGCAUUCACCGAGUCUCCCAACACUCUAGCAAAAAUGGUGAAGGGACGCCAAGGAGAGCGUGUCAGACUCUACGUCAGAGGAACUGUUCUAGGUUACAAGAGGUCGAAGUCGAAUCAGUACCCAAGCACGUCGCUGGUUCAGAUCGAGGGCGUGAACACGAAGGAGGAGGUGUCAUGGUACCUCGGGAAGCGCAUGGCUUACAUCUACAAGGCUAAGGUGAAGAAGGACGGGUCACACUACCGAUGCAUUUGGGGCAAGGUGACUAGGCCUCAUGGUAACACUGGGGUUGUUCGAGCUAAAUUCAAGUCUAAUCUCCCUCCUAAAUCAAUGGGAGCUAGGGUCAGGGUUUUCAUGUACCCAAGUAAUAUGUGAGUUCCCGCUGAAGGUGUAAAUGGCAGAUUGAGGUCGUCAUUGGUGGCUCCAGAAGGAUUUGCAUCCCAGAUUGAGGUCACCGGCGAUAGAUUGGAUCUGCAUUUUGCUUUGUAGUUUUCUUUUUGGAGCUACACUAGUACUUUAUUCUCGUACUGUUUGUGUCCCGACUAGUUACAGACAGAACAUUUGUUUGACCUGUUUUGUUGCCUCCGCUUACAUGACCUGUCUAUGUGUUUCUUUACUUGGAAAUGGAUUGUUCCAGCGAAUUUUGGUAAAAGAUUGUCAUGUUCUAGAA